Camellia sinensis is the source of this 4873-nucleotide messenger RNA. Lineage: Eukaryota; Viridiplantae; Streptophyta; Magnoliopsida; Ericales; Theaceae. The record is from RefSeq and is a predicted model, not a curated record.
UUUUUUUUUUUUUUGGAAGUAUUUUUCUCUCUCUCCCUCUCUCUCAAUUCUGAUUGAUUCCAUUCUCUCUCCCACCCUCCUUCCCCUUCCCAUUCAAUCUGCUACCAGAUUUCAAACCUAGCAGUUGAAAAUCUCAGACCUCCUCUUCAAUGGCAGAAAGCAUAGACUACUACUAUAACUACUCCCAAACAGAGCGCAUUGUCCUUCUCAUAGAUCUCUACCCACUACUUCACCUCCAAAACCCUAACCCAUAUCUCUCCACAAUCCUCACCGCUUCCCAAACCCUCCUUCUCUUCCCUUCUCUCUCUUCCUCUCUCUUCGCCUUCAAGCUCUUCUUCUCCUCUCUCUCCCCUCUCCUCUCCUCCUCCUCCCUCCAUCGCCUCCUCCACAUACCCUCCACCACCUAUCUCUCCUUUAACCGCCCUUCUCAAACACUCGAUUCACUCUCCAAAACCCUCAAUUCUCUCUCUAACUCCCCAAUUUCUACGGAAUUUGCGAUUUCGCCGCCUCGUGCCUCACAUGUGGCCGGUUCUUUGCUUCACCUCGUGCAUGAUUAUGCUUGGGAUGCACAAAGUGAAAAUCUUUCAGGUAGGUUGAACAAUUUUCCCGCUGUUCGAUCCAAUUUGGUUCUUUUGCUGUCGCCGAUUGGUAGAUCGUUGAAAUGUUUAUCUGAAUUUAUGAUUGUGGGUAUCGGUAAUGAAUUGUUGAGCAAUGUAGAUUCAUUUUGUAAGAAUUUUCAUGAUUUUUUUGGUGCUGUGAAUGAUGCAUAUUGUAACAGAGAUAUUCACUGUAGUUGGAUUGAUGUUAAGUUUGAUGUGGAGUGUAAUGAAGAAAAUGUGGAGAUUAAUGAAUCUGUUUUGCAAUUUGGGUUUCUUGAGAACGGAAUUAGGAAUUUAGGUUGGGGAUUUUGUUCUACUGACUCAAUCAUUUUGGGUUCUGCUAUUAUUCCAUUUGGAUUGAUAUAUCCAAUUAUUGGAACUUCAUUCAGUUGUCUCAAUUUUAACGAUUUUUGUAAACCUAUUCAUGCACAACUGACUCUUGAGAUCUCGGAUGUGAGUGGAAAGCCUUUAGAAUGCAAGUGCUGUGAUCUUGAAUUGCUCAAUUUGAAGGAGCUACCUAGACUUAUGCCUGCUGAUAUUAUGCAUACCCUUGAAUUUAGAAACUCGGAAAGUGAAUCACUUGAACAAGAUAAAAGAUUUUGGGAUCAUUUUGGUGAUGGAAUUACAAAUCUUCAUAUUAAAUCUGUUCAGAAAUGUAAUGAGAAUGUGAGAACUGAGGGCUGCUCAUCCAAUCUCAUUUUAAUACGAGGACACUCAGGAGAAUCAGGGAGAAGUACGAAGAAAUGUUGUAGCAGUUUCUUUGCUGAUAGGGUUCUUGAAGUACUAUCUAGUGAAAUGGGUCAGCUCAUUGAUAGAAAAACCAUGCCUAUAUGGCAAAUUCUGUUAAGUUUUCUCUGUAGGAAAGGUUACAUGGCUUUGGUGUCUCUUUCAAAAGGAAAUGGAGAUUCAUUCAUGGGUAUGCUCAAGCCCUUUACAGCUCAUUUGGCUAUUCUCUCUAUUAUAGAUGAUUGGCAUGUGAUGGAACCUGAAUUUCGUGGAUCAGUAGCUUCGUCAUCAAAAAAUAAUUUCCCUCUAAGUGAUCAAAAUAGAAAAAAGAACAAAAAACAUGUGUACCAGGACCUCACCUGGAUCUCCUUCUGUAAUGCAGCAUUUGAAUUCUCUGAAUUGGAGCUGGAGGAGGCUUACUUUGCCAGAAGAUUUAGUAAAUCAAAGAAGUUGAAGUUUUUGAAGUGCUGGAUGAAACAGAUGAAGAAGUCUGGCUCUGGUUGCUUAACCGUACCUGAUGAAUCCAAGUCAUGCCAACAUAUUGAAAGAGAGAUAGGUGAAAGACUAAUUGGAACAGACCAAGAAAGCAAACAACCAAUCCCUUCAUAUUUUCCAACUGGACCUUCUAAAAUACAGGAGGGAUCUUCUUUAGUUUCUUGUUCAGAAACUUUGGAAGCCUUUUUCGGUAAUCUUCCUAAGAAGAUUCAAGAUGGUCUUGAAUCCAAAGGAGUGGACUUGCAGAUCUUGGCUGAGAGAAUUGUGAACUUGUCCGUUUAUUGGUUAUACCAGAGGAAUGAAUCUGAUAAUAGCAUGGAGAGUCAAACCCCAUUGGUAAAAUCAGAUGGUUCUCCUGGCAAGAUAGUUGCUGGAAAUCUAAUAAAACUUCUGCUAAAGGAGCCCAAGGAAUUGAAGGAAAAGCACAAGGAUAAUGAUCCAGCCUUUACAGCAUCUGAUCCAGGAUCUACCAGUUUUGUUUCUGAAAUUAUAGUUAGAGAACAUGAAUUCCAGAUUUUGCUUCGUAUGGAGAUACUCCGGUCAGAGGUUGCAGAGAGCAUUGAAGCUUCUACAAAACGCAAGCUCAUGAAGCAGAUUUGCUUGCUCCUAGAAAUCAUUCAGUACCUUGUGGAAGGAGGCUUUCACGGCCGUUUGAGCCUUUAUGAUUAUGUCGAAAAAACCAUCAAAAUGAGGUAUCAUCAUGUUCUUGGAAAUGUGGUAAAUAAAAUCUAUGCACAAAUGGAUCUGUUGCCAUAUGUUGAUGAGAAUGAAUCCUUGAUUCUGCUACUCAACAGUGAGGAUAGCAAUCACUCGUGGAGAGAUAAAGACAGAUAUGUAACAGCUGAAACUAAUAAAAUUCAUGAAUCAAUCUCAGCAGAAGAUGAGUCUUCCCAACCACUGGAACAUGACAUGGACAGUCCUCGCAAUGUUAAGAGAGAGGAUCAUGCCCGUAAGUUAAGUGAGGCUCAGGAGAGGAGAGAAAGGGCUCGCAGGUUUGUUUCUUUCACAACUUGGGUGCCAGAUUUGCAGAGGGUUUGGGCCCCGAAGCAACCCAAGGCAAUGAGAGCAAAAUCUGAGUCUCUACAGAAGCAAUCAAAGAGGAAGGAACGACACAGGGGAAACCAUGAUAUAGUCUGUGAGACCCCAAUGAUGGGGAAGAAACAUAAUGGGAGUAAACCCUCUGGUUCUGUUUCUAAGGCAUUGUUUCAAGAUGACCGGUGAUGCUAGAUCCACACUCCACAGCAACAUUGCUGAUUUGCCUGGAUAGGGAAUUACAUACAAAUUUUUUUUUUUUCAUAAAUUUACAUGGAAUAACAAUUAGCUUUCGUGCUUGUGCCAAUGUAAUAUGACAGGCAUACAUUAAGAUUAACUGAUCUUAUGCAUUAGAGUUUACUUCUUGUUCCAUUCUGUACUUAAAUGGAAUGCCACUGUAAAAUGGUAUUAACUAUUAACAUUUUUAAUUGUAAAAGAUUUGAUCAAAGAAUUGAUCAAGACCAUUGAAUUGUUUAAUGGUAAAAGAUUGAAAACCGGGGCAACUAGUUAACCCUCCUAUUUCCAUCCCACUUCCCUCACUCUCUCUAUUUCGUCUCUCCCUCUUCUUCUCUUCCUCUGUGUAACCCUUGAUUUCCAUUAACAAGAAGAAGCAUCUGCUGGGUUCCAUUGUUGAAUCUCUGUAUAACCCUUGAUUUCCAGCAAUAAUGGAACUACAAGUCUCUGUUGGAUUCCAUCGUUGAAGUAAGUUCUCUCGAACUAGAUAUCAAGUAUGGAGCUCUCUCUCUCUCUCUCUCUCUCUCAAUCGAUUUUUGGCAUGUGCUAACUGCCUCUUUCUUUUCAUGAUCGAUCAAUUUCUCCAUCUCCUUCACACUUCUAAAAUCAAUUCUAUUUAUGCUUCUUGUAGCCAUAGUUUUAUUUUUUAAGUAACUUGUAGAGUAUGUGGUGUUUUAAUAAUUCACACACAUGCACACUUGCAUUGCAAGUUCCUUUUCUUUUUUUCUUUAUUCUUUUUUUUGCUUUCUGUUAAAUUUAUGGUUUUAGGUAUGUUUUGUUUCAUCAGAAAAUUGCAUAAUUUGAACUUGUGUAGUUGUCUUGGUGCUUGAUUUGAAACUAUUCUGUAGAUAAUCUAUGGUUUUGGGUGCUAUUUGAAUUUACCAUUUUGCCUAUGAAAUUAUGCUCUCGUGGGUGCCAUUUCUGUCAAAUAAAUCUAACUAGCAUUAUUGAUUGGACUAAACAAAGAUAAAACUCAACAUUUAUAUAUGAAAUUGAAGAUCAAUUUCUAUGUAAUUAGUUUUAACUACUUUGGUGUUAUGUUUUUCAGUUGAUCACUUAUGAAUAUGAUUGUUAAAACCCUUCUGAUUGAAACAAUUAAGAAUUUGUGUUAGUUUGAGAAUUUCGGUUGUUCAUUAUAUGCUAUUAUUUUUUUGAGUAGAUCAAGUAGUUAGAGCAAUUCUAGCAGUGACUCUGGUUCUUCUUCAAUAGGUAAAUGAUAUUUGUUUUGUUUUCAUCUCUACAUUUAAUUGUAAUUCAACUUCCAUUAAAGGGUUACUGGUUGAUUGUGAAAAUACAUUUAUUAAUUGAAUCUGAUACUCCACUCACAGAUUCCAAUAGUGAUAGCUCCUCUGUUAGGAAUUGAGUGGAUUCAAUUAAGGACUUGAUAUCAUGCUUAUUCCGCUUGGUUUUCUAAGCCCAUUACAGUCACCCAUUUACAUUAUUUUAUACAUAAAAUAUAAUAGACUGAACUGAACAAGCAUGAGAUAUUAAAAUGUUAGGAAUUAUGUGUCCUUUUUGUUCUUUGAGUGAUUACAUUGAAUUUUUGUGUUAGUUAUUUAUGAAAUUCAACCUGUGAUGCUAUGAUGUUGAACUUGAGCGAUUGCUUCCUCAUGAAUUUUUUUAUACAAUAUUAGAUGAUGAUUCUCAUAUGGCUGGGUUUUAGAUGAUGAUAUAUAUAUAUAUAUUUCUGGAUUUCCUCAAUUCACCCUAUUACUUAAGCACAUUUAUUGCUUGAUGAAAGCCCAUCUCUUGUAUGUAAGCUAAUUGACAUAUCUCUAAUUUUCAAA